Leptopilina boulardi is the source of this 7083-nucleotide messenger RNA. Its product is annotated as cubilin-like. The record is from RefSeq and is a predicted model, not a curated record. Lineage: Eukaryota; Metazoa; Arthropoda; Insecta; Hymenoptera; Figitidae. Gene Ontology annotation, cellular component: plasma membrane. The transcript is spliced from 8 exons. The coding region runs from base 1398 to 4055 and encodes 885 amino acids.
CACCAGAGUUUGGAAUUUGUGAGCUUGCAAGUCGGCAAAAUCAUUCUGAAGGAAAUGGCGGAAGUGAGAAAACCGGCGAUUCAAUGGUCCCGAACGUGCAAUGCAGUCUCAGGAAACGAAAGUGGCAAACUUGGAUUGCAUUUUCGGGAAAGGACAAUGAACAGUUUACGAAAGAAAGACAAAGCGAGACGAAGGAUCGAAGUCAAAGUAGCUGGUUUAGAGGAGGAGAAUGGGCCACAACACAAGUUUCUACCUAUACGGCACUGCCUGACGAGCCGCCAUUUAUCUACGUGACAAAUUGCUAGUCGCAAUUAGUUACAAGUUCCAGACCGGAUGGCCCCGCAGCCAACGGUUCCAUCCGUUUGUGAAGCUCCAACUUGAAAUUCCACCUAUUCGCUGCAGAGAAACUGGUGUGUACCAAAAAACACGUCGAAAAAGCGCUCUUGGCAAAUGAAGAAAAAAACAAUAUAUAUAUAUAUCGUCCAGACAACGAGACCAACCAACGUUCCUGAAUUAAGCUUGGUUGCCCGCUAAUUUAUUUUAGCACAUUUCAAAACAAAUAUACUGGACUCCAAGAUAAAAACAAACAAAGAUAUAUAUAUAUAUAUAUAUAUAUAUAUAUAUAUUGUGUGACUUGAGAUAUGAGCGUGUGAAAGCUCCGUACAAACUGUUGGUGAUACUCUAAUGUUGCUGAUACAUAUACAAGUACUAUAGUGCAAUUUACGACUUGGCCAUUUGGACCCUCGCCUCGGUCGAGUCCCGCGAGAAGACUCGAGAGACAUUAAUUUCCAGGACUGUCCAACCCUUUAUGAACGAAGGUUCCCUGGACUCGUAUUUCAAAUGAGAUAUCACCCAAGUUUCACACUGAGAUUUCAUCCAGAUCUCUUCACGCGUUUCUGAGUCCUAAAGUUGUCUUUCACUUUUGGAUGUGCAACGGCAAAUGCUUCUACGAUGGAACUUUUGGCCUUCGUUUGCAAGGAAUUCUUUGUAACUUUUCAAAAAGCACUCUUCCAUACUUUUGACAAUCAUCUUCCACCGAUGAGAUAGGAGAGACUGGCGAUGACAAACAUAAAGGAGUUGAAGGAGGGAAGCUACAAGGAGAAUUUAAUGAAAAAAAAUAUACUUUUGGACGUGAUAAAGUUGAGAAAACAUCAAGUAUAUAUAUAUAUAUAUAUAUAUAUAUAUAUAUAUAUAUUGCUUAAUCUAUCGUAUGAAGAAGAAAAUUAUCGGAUCAACGAAGUGGAUCAACGGGUGAAAAAUAUCGAAGGUGCCUGGUGUGUCAAAGAGUCUCUCUCUUUCUUCCCUUAUCAUGGUGUAAGGUGGUUGCUGCAAAUGAGGCUGGCGAAAGAGAAAGAGGAAAAUUGACAGUCUUCUUUUUUGGAGGGGGCUGAGAUACGAUGGCCACGUUCGUAGCGACGGGACGUCGGAGAUGGGGUUGGGGGUGGGUGUUCUUCGCCGUCACCUUGCUCGUUCUGGCCACCCCCAGUCCCGCCGCCAAUCGGAAAGCUGAGCGAGAUCAUUGUAACAAAACAGUGGACAUUUAUGAAGACGUGUCGAGUCCUGCAGUGACAUUAAAGACUUGGGGAAAACCACUUACUUGCUGGUAUCGUUUUCGAGCUUUUCGUGGCACUCCCCGGGAUUGGAUUUUGCGAGUUCGUUUCAAAAAGUUCAAAGUUGGCGUACUUGAGAAUGCAACAACCUGUUCUGGAGGUUACCUACAGAUAACUGAUGGCAAUGCAAAAACGGAGGUGAGCAAUAGAAAGGAAACGGGAGUAUUUUGCGGUGAAUCAGAACAACCACAAACAUUUAUAUCGGAGACAAGUUUCGUUAAAGUUCUCUUCCACACGGACAAUUUCACCGAUCAAACUUAUUUUAGUUUCGAUUCACGUGCAGAACAACAAUUUGAGGUUUAUUUACGUUAUGGACAACAUCCUGAACUUUAUCCAAAUCGUCGCGGUGAAGUUGUUGCCGGUAGUUAUUGUGAGAGAAUAUUUAAAGAUUGCCGCCUACAAACAUGUUAUGUACAAAGUCCAGCAUAUCCUGGUAUUUAUCCACGUGCACUACACUGUAAAUAUAAAUUAAAUACAAGAGUGCCAUUCAUUAAACUUUAUAUUGAAAAUGAAGAAUUUAAUAUUGAUGGUCAACGUUGUGAGAAUAUAAUGACAUGUCCAAUGAGGCCAAUAUCAUCAGGAUCGGAACAUUGUCCCUAUGAUUAUAUACGUGUUUACGAUGGACAAGAUGAGAAUUCACAAGUUAUUGGUACAUUUUGUGGUAUGGGUAAAUUUCCCUAUAGUAUAAUUGGUACAAGUAUGGAUCUUUAUGUGGAAUUUGUCUCCUCGCCAGCUGGACCAUUAUUAAAUACUGGAUUUCAUUUUAACGUUGGCAAUUGGCCAGGUCAGGUGGAAAGUACCGGUGUUAAGAAUGGAAGUUGUGAUUGGUUGUUGAACAGUGAAUCAUUGAAGAAGGGGGAAGAGGGGAUAUUUUUAUCGGUUGCACAUUGGUAUCCACCGCACACUAGUUGCACAUAUCUCUUAAAAGGAAGACCUGGUGAAAUUGUACGACUUUAUUUUCCAAGUUUUCGAGUUAAUCGUAUUGAAUCGCCAAUACAACCAUAUGAUGGUGAUUGUGGUGAGAGUUUAACAUUAUAUGAUGCUGAUUGGCCUGACGAUGCAAGAAUUAUUAAAACAUUUUGUGAUACAUUUAGUAAACCAAUGGAGAAACAUGAUUUUGUCUCAAGUAGCAAUGCAUUGUUUGUACGUUUUGAAAGUAAAACGGGAAGUUAUUCGGGUAGUUCGCUUUAUUAUUGGGCGCAUUAUGAUUUUUUUAAUGACACGAAAUUUGGUGAACCUGUGGCAAAUACAGAAUGUGAUGAGACAUUUGCAGCGUGGAAAUUUCAAAGUGGACGUUUACGUUCGCCAUUGAAUACAAUGGUUUUUAAACGUGCCAGUGAUCCGGCAUUGGAUGUGACUUGUACGUAUAGUUUUAUCACUGAUAAAAGAUUAUUUGCAAGAGUUAUAUUGACGGUGGAGUCGGUGUCAUUUAAGGAUCAUCCUUAUGCGCAAUGUGGUCAUUGUUGGGAUAGUAGGGCUGAUAAAGUGAUUAUUAGAGAGCCAUCAUCGGACACGGUGAAGGGACAUUGUUUAUGUCGAUUGAGCAGUGGUAAUCCACCGUUGAGAAUUGUUUCAAGGGGCGAAAGAUUGGAUUUGAAAUUAAUUAUCGAUGGCGCUCAUACGGCGAGUUAUUUUAAACAAACGGCACCACUUUUUGAGGCGAGAUAUGAAUUUGCCCAUAGUCCACUGUGUGGUCCGGCGAUAUUACCCGCCACAACUGAUGGCGAAAUUGAAUUUCCUCAUUAUGAGGCUUUGGGCUAUGUGACACCGCCAAGAUCAAUAAAAUGCAUUUGGGAAUUGAAAGUGAGUCCGGAGAGGGAUCUUUUUUUGCAUUUUGAUAAGACCAAAUUUGGUUCACGAUCGUGUGAGGAUGGAAAAAUUGAGAUUAUUUUGCCGGGAUCGACGGAUUCAUUUUUCAGUAUAUGCGGUGAGAAUGUGAGUCAGGCGAAGGAGGUGCCAAUAUUGUCGGCGGCACAACUUUUAUCAUUGGACUCGGGACGAGAAUCGGGAAUAGUGAUUCAAUUCACUGGAUCGAUGGCAUUGACGCGCGCUGAGUUUAAGAUCACUUGGACGGAAUUGUAUCAUUUGUCACGUGAUGGAACUGGAGCAUUGAAUACACAAAGACUUGAGGAAUGUGGAUUUCAAUGUCCGGGAGAUGCGGGUUGUAUACCAAAUCGUCUUCUAUGCAAUGGAGUUAUUAAUUGUCCAUUGCCAAAAUUACCAACGGGUGUAUUCAAUAUGAGUAUGCUUGAGCCGGAUGAUGAAUCAAUUGAGACAUGCGGUGGACCGAUUGGUGGCAAUGGUAGUAGUGUUGGGCCUGCUGGAUGGGCUGGCGCUGGAUUGGGUGCUGGUUUGGCUGUUUUGUUUGGCCUCGUGUGUCUGAUUACUGUUUGUCGAGUUUGUCGACGAAGAAGUCGAUCAAGGGACAUUCACGUGCCCUAUUAAUAAUGUGCCAUUCACAAUAAUAAUAAUAUUCAGGUUGUCUACUAUUUUUCCUGGAUCAAAUUUACUGGAAUUUACAUUUUUUCUCAUUCUUAUUUAUUACCAUUUAAAUAUGUUAAAGAAUUAUUUAGUUUCAUAAAUUUUCAUUAAAUAGAAUUUUUAUUUCAACAAAUUUUCAUUUAGCAGGAAUCAAAUCAAAUUUCUGUUAAUAAUAAAUUCAAUUGCAUAAAUUUAUUUAUUAUAAAAACAGUAAAUUUUCAGGUAAAGAGAUAUCCAAUUCAAUUAAAAUUAUAAUUAUAUUUUAUGAAAAUCAACAUUAUAAAUUUCUUUAUUCUAAUAAUUUGGAUUAGAAAGAUUUUCUAUAAUUUAAUUUAGAUAAAUUUGACGAUGAAUGAAUGAAUCGAUCAUUUUAAUGAUCAUUUUGAUUAAGGAUUUGAGAAAUAAAGCGCCGGAUAAUAUUGGCCAGAGAUAAUCUUGUUAAUUUUAGAUUUUAAUAACAUCAGGAUUGACCGCGUGAGAUAAUUAUUAUUAUAAAUGGACAUAUUUUGUUAUCCUGGUGUUGAUUGAGCGAACUGUUCUAAGUUCUCAGGGGGAGUAUAUAGUCAAUGGUGAGAAUCUAGUUUAAGUAGAGAAAUAAUAUAAAAGAUGAUUAAAAAAAAAAGUCAAAACUAUAGGUUACAAUAUAUAUUAUAUGUAUAAUUAAGUUGUAUUGUAACUUAUAUAUGGCUGAAUGAGUUUAAAAAGAAAAAAGUAUCCAAUCUAUAGAGAUACUGAUGAGAUUGGUUUCGGAAAUAUUGUAACUGAAUAGGAAUCCGAUAACAUUAGUCGACUUUCUAUUCACUCUCUUAUUAUGACUGCUUUGAACGUCUGGUCUCCAAGUCCGGAUCUCACUUGUUAGUUACAAUCUAAUUAGUAUUAGCAGAGAAACUUGGAAGAUAUCUCUGCUUUCAAAGGAGGAGAGAGAGAGAGAAAGAGAGAGAGAUUCUCUUAACGAGAUUUCUCUUAUUUACAAAUGAUAAAACAUGAAACAUAUUUGUAAUAAUUAUCAAAAUCGAGACUUAUUUUGAAUAUUAAAAAAAAACACUGCCGCAAUUCAGUCUGACGAUUUGUUCGAUUUUCCACCUCAUUUUUUUUUUGGAAAUUAUUUUCUCUCGCGGAUUUUGAAAUUAAGGUUAACCUGCGAUAGUCACUGAUUAAAAAAAAAAUUGAUAAAAAUAUUUGGAAUAAUUUUGAGACUAUCGUACGUAAACUAUCUUAAGACAACUUUGCAAAUUUGUCAAAAUUGCCGAAAAGUUCCAGAAUAUAUUAUGCAAAAUAAUAUAUAUAUAUAUAUAUAUAUAAAAUAUCACUGCCCCUCUUGUCUUCGUAAUACUAAAGACUCAGUAAAGUACUGUACAGAUACUCGUUCGAGACACUUCCAGUCUCUCUUGUGAACAAAGAGCGAAGAAGCUUUUGUUUGUAAGAGAGUAGAUUCUAGGGAGACUGGAUCUCUCUUCUCUCAAGUAAUCCAUAUAGAUUAUGAUUUGAGGAGGAACUUCCGUUGUUUGACAGCUUCGAGCCCUAGAGGUGUUUUAAUAAUAUUAUAUAAUAUUUCCACGAUAAACAAAAACAAUUUUUAUUUCUAUUAAAUCAUUUUAACAAUUCUUUAAUAAUUUUUUUUUUUAAAUUAUUUUCUUUUUUAUAAUUAUUCGUGAAAUUUUAUGAUAAUUUGAAAAACAAAUUUGUAUUUGUAACAAAAAUAUAAAGGAAGUUUCUCCUCUCAAAAUAAGUAAUUUUAUCUUUAAAACAUAACGGACUCUUAAAAACAUCAACUUGAAAACUUUUGCCUGAGCUGACUGACCAUGUUUUACGAUCAGGUUUUGUCAUAAAUAUUGGAACUCUAGUUCUCUCAGUGCUAGCCUCGUAAAAUCCGAAAAAAAGUUAUUUUAAAUUUCUAAUCAGUUUCAUAAAAUAAAAAUUGUCUAAAUCCACUUUUUCUUCGUGUAAAAAAUAUUUCAGUUUUGAAAUUUAAAAAAAAAAGAAAGAAAAAAAAUAUUCUUAUAUUUAAAUUAAUCUUGAUUAUAACAUUCAAUAGUUUUUCUCUAGUUUUAGUAAAUUGAAGAUUUCAAUUUUAAAAAAUCGGAUUGAUAGUAAAUAACAAAUUUAUUAAAUUUUAUUAAGAAAAGAAAAACAAAAAUUCUUAACGAUAAUGUAGCGAAAUAUUAAAUAUUUCCACUUGAAAGAAAUUUUUGGAGAAAAUCGAGCGAUUUCAUUUGUCGACGAAUAAAGGAGAAAAAGAUUCAAAGUCUGACUUUUGCAGUUCCAACAAAAGGAGCCGCGCGCGGUGACAUUAAAGGGGGAAAAGAAGAAGAAGAAAAAAAAAAGGAAAAGAGAUCCUCGAUGAAUCACAGAACACAAAAAGUUAUCUGAAAGCUGAGAUUAUUUCUCUAAAACUUGAAACGAUCAAAAGAUCGAAUACGCUUAGAGAAUGUGGUCUUUUUGAAAGCAAUAAGACACUCUCAUAUCUCUGUUUCCUUUUCCAGGGUGGUUAUUUAAUUCAUUGAAAGUAUAAAGUUGCACUUGAGAAACUUUCAACUUAUCAAUAUCAUGAUUUUUUACUCGAGUUUAUCAAUUUAAAAAAAAACUUUCUGUUGAACUUCUCUCUCUCUCUUUCUCUCUUUCUUUCUCGAGAGAAGUUACGAAAGAGGAUUAAAUUAACCCUCGAGAAAUUUUAAUCUAAUACUUUGAAUUUAAAAAAAAAAAAAAAAAAAGUUUUCCAUUUUUUACUAUCCCGAGUUUAUAAAUUACCGAGAGAAUUUUGUUUCAUCUCUUCAUUUUGUAAACUGCGGAAUCGUUAAAACUUUACUGGACAAGUCUUUGAUGGGGGAAAAUAGAAUCACAGAAUAUCAAAUAUCUGGUCCGGUGAAAUGAAUGAUUUGAUUUAAAUUUUACAGGCGCAUUGUAACGUGAAUGGUUUACAAGAAAUCUAAUUAAGAAAUCGUUUAAAAACUCAAGAAACUUUAGUUUUAUUUUUUGUUACUUAUUCUCUCGG